This is a messenger RNA of Talaromyces marneffei, 939 nucleotides long. RefSeq lists its product as uncharacterized. The transcript has a single exon. The coding region runs from base 1 to 939 and encodes 312 amino acids. NCBI's taxonomy places the organism in Eukaryota, Fungi, Ascomycota, Eurotiomycetes, Eurotiales, Trichocomaceae. The record is from RefSeq and is a predicted model, not a curated record.
AUGGCUGCCAACCCCAUGGACGCCUUGCAAUGCUUCACCUCCAUCAGCGACAGUGUACCAUCGUGGAUCACUCGAGUCACGGAACUGGCAGCGCACACCUCUCGGAAACACGCCGAAUUUUCCGAAGAAUUCAAACACCUCGCUACAACAAAUAGUCAAUUAUCAUCCCUCCAACGACGACAAAAGAAUAGCUCAGUACACUCAAUCCGACCGGGUUCCGAUCUACUAUUAAAACCAUCUGGAGUCGCUCUCGAUGCUUCGUCUAAUGUGUCCGGGGACCCAAGUCUUGUAGUCCGCGUGCGUCGUCAACUGGUGAUAUACUACGACAGCCAUACACAAGCCGAACUUGAGCAAACGGUGCGCGAUAUAGGAAACGCUCGGAACAGUCUUCGCAAGGGCAAAAUGUCGCAGCUCAUGCGUAAGUCGGCCAAUGGAUUAGAUAUGUUUGUUGCCAGCCGUUCGCGCGAACCUCUUCGCGGAAUGCAGCUUCCUCCUUUGGAUGGGUUUCGGAGGAGGGCUGCUGGUGCACUAAUCACCACCACGACCACCACCACUUCUCAGAAUGAAUCUGCCUUUGAAUUUGCCGAUAAACAGUUAGAUAUCGCACAGAGUCUGUGUGAAACUGCCGCCCAUCAAUUCCUUCGCAGGGGAGAUUGUGCAAAGGAAUUAGAGGAUAUGCUCGCCAAGUUCAAGACUGUGCUCCAAACAGCUACGCAGGAAGCUACUCGAUUACGCGAGGAGAAGGAGCAAGAAGCAGAAGAGCAGCAGCAGACGAAUGGCUCUCCAACGUAUUCUUCUCGAUUCAAACCGUUUCACGCGGUAGAGGACGAUAAGCCGCCUGAGCCAGGUUCGGCGACUAUCGAGGUUGAUGAUACAGUAUCCGACUCUUCGAUUUCGAUUGAUAUAACGGCAUUCCGCUCGAAUCGGUUCCGGAUGUAA